AUGGCCUCUCGGCGGCCCGACAGCUUCGAUGGCCUGGGCUUCAGACUCACCCCGGAUCAUCUGCAGUACCGGGUCACCACUCCUCCUGACAUCCCGGGCUCCCGUAACCUCCACCGCAGCCCGCAGUACGAGGAGGCCGCAGGGGGCAGAGCUGAGGCCGGCUGGGACACCACUCAGCCUGGGAUGCCGCCCUCGGAGCAGCUGAACAGAUUCGCAGGGUUCGGAGUGGGACUCGUCAGUUUGUUCACGGAGAACGUUUUGGCUCAUCCCUGUAUCGUGUUCCGCCGCCAGUGUCAGGUGAACGUCCACGCCCGCUGUUACCACUUGACGCCCUUCACUGCUGUGGCCGUCAUGUACAGCAUCAGUAAAGCACAGGGUAUCCGUGCCCUGUGGAAGGGUAUGGGCAGUACCUUUAUCGUCCAUGGCGUCACGCUCGGAGCUGAGGGCAUCCUGAGCGAGUUCACGCCGUUGCCACGAGAACUUCCACAUCGCUGGAGCUGGAGGCAGCUGUGCGGACACUUGCUGCUGAAGGGACUCACUGCGGUCGUGGCGUUGCCGUUCUACUGUGCCAGCCUCAUAGACACGGUGCAGAGUGACAUAGUGCGUGACGAUGCCUGCUCUCUCCUGGACGUCCUGCGGGAGGCGCUGUCUCGGCUGCUGGGGCUGGGUGCGCCUCACAGUCGGCGCCUGCUCCCUCUGAGUGCUCUGCUGCUGCCUGCUGCUCUCCACGCGGUGCUCAAGUACUGCAUCUCCACCUGCGUCCAGAGGGGGGCGCUGUGGCUGCUGCAGCGCCACCGCAAGCAAGCUCCUGGGUCCCUCACAGCUCCUGGGUCCCUCACAGCUCCUGGGUCCCUCACAGACCUCUCUCUCCACAGACCCUCACAGCUCCUGGGUCCCUCACAGCUCCACAGAUCCUCACAGCUCCUGGGUCCCUCACAGUCCUCUCUCUCCACAGACCCUCACAGCUCCUGGGUCCCUCACAGACCUCUCUCUCCACAGACCCUCACAGCUCCUGGGUCCCUCACAGUCCUCUCUCUCCACAGACCCUCACAGCUCCUGGGUCCCUCACAGUCCUCUCUCUCCACAGACCCUCACAGCUCCUGGGUCCCUCACAGACCUCUCUCUCCACAGACCCUCACAGCUCCUGGGUCCCUCACAGUCCUCUCUCUCCACAGACCCUCACAGCUCCUGGGUCCCUCACAGUCCUCUCUCUCCACAGACCCUCACAGCUCCUGGGUCCCUCACAGACCUCUCUCUCCACAGACCCUCACAGCUCCUGGGUCCCUCACAGUCCUCUCUCUCCACAGACCCUCACAGCUCCUGGGUCCCUCACAGUCCUCUCUCUCCACAGACCCUCACAGCUCCUGGGUCCCUCACAGUCCUCUCUCUCCACAGACCCUCACAGCUCCUGGGUCCCUCACAGUCCUCUCUCUCCACAGACCCUCACAGCUCCUGGGUCCCUCACAGUCCUCUCUCUCCACAGACCCUCACAGCUCCUGGGUCCCUCACAGUCCUCUCUCUCCACAGACCCUCACAGCUCCUGGGUCCCUCACAGUCCUCUCUCUCCACAGACCCUCACAGCUCCUGGGUCCCUCACAGUCCUCUCUCUCCACAGACCCUCACAGCUCCUGGGUCCCUCACAGUCCUCUCUCUCCACAGACCCUCACAGCUCCUGGGUCCCUCACAGACCUCUCUCUCCACAGACCCUCACAGCUCCUGGGUCCCUCACAGUCCUCUCUCUCCACAGACCCUGCAGACCCCCUGGAUUCGCACUUUGUGGACCUGGCCUCACAGUUCCUGGGUUCCCUGCUCUCUGACGCAGUGCUUUUCCCGUUGGAGACGGUGCUUCACCGCUUGGCGCUGCAGGGCACACGCACCAUCAUCGACCACACGGACCAGGGCGGCGCACUGCAGGUGCUUCCUGUGAACACGCAGUACGAUGAUUUCACAGAGUGCUUUGUCUCUGUGCGGCAGCGAGAGGGCGCCGCCGCACUGUACCGCGGCCUGGGCGCUCUGUGGGCGCAGUACACGCUACACGCCGCGCUGCUAGCUCUGAGCCGCUCUGUACUGCGGCUAACCAUGGACCAUGGCAAGACACUGAGCUGCUGA
Messenger RNA from Knipowitschia caucasica, 2109 nucleotides. NCBI's taxonomy places the organism in Eukaryota, Metazoa, Chordata, Actinopteri, Gobiiformes, Gobiidae. The record is from the annotation of a GenBank genome assembly.